UCCAUUAUUUCUGUAAAUACAAGGAACAAUAAUAUUAGUUCUCUAAAAAACCUUCGUUUGGUUUUCGUGUCGAUUUGUGUAAAAACAUGUCAAAAUACACGGAAUACUCCGAUCAGCGAUUGUGUACUAGCUGUUUCGACGCAUAUGGAACGUGUCAAACUUGUACUGAAUGUGGGUGUCUGUGCUGUACCAGCUGUUCAAAAGAACCGACUGAACUCAUUUCGCUAUUCAAUGCACCGUCCGUCCUUUGCCGGCGAUGCUUCUGCAUCAGACAAUCAAAUGAAGAAAUUGUCCAUUGUGAGGUGCAUCCGGACCGCUGCCGGGAUCUGUAUUGUCUGACGUGUGACAUGCAGAUAUGCUGUGACUGUUUUAUUAAGCAAUCGGAUCACAAGCGGCACACCAUCGACAGCGUGGAAGUAAUUUACCGUCAGAAACUGCUGGAGACGGUCGAGAAAUUUCAACAGGUUCCCAAACACCUGAAAUUGAUUGAUUGGAAUACAAUUCGUCAAGCGGAUGAAAAUUUGAAGAUGGUCGAAGAAGUCGAGCAGCAGAUUCUCAAGGACAUACAUCAGCUGGUACAACAACAAACGUCAAGUAUGUUGGCUAGAACGGCAGAAAAAAGAGAAAUCCUUAUUCGCACUAAGGGAAUAAUCGGACGAACAGAACUACAGCAACGAGAGGCUAUGGAACAAAUCCAAACGUUGAAUACAAACAAUUUUCUCCGACUUCAAGAAUCGUUGAACAAAAGAUGCGAUAGAAUUUUGAAAGAUUUGGAACAAUUGCACCUCGAACCGGUGCGUUGGGAUGAUAUUCAAUGCGAUCUUAUACCGACCUGUGAGUUGCGAACAGUAGUUUUCAACAUCUCAAAGGAUCCGGUUUUGGAGCAAAAACCAGUCACAAUUCAUCUGAUGGAUGGUUGUGGAAUUCAGUGGACCGUGAUGUUCCAUCUUGGUCCGCUUACGAUAGGAUUAGAAAUGUAUCCCAAUCAGAUGUUGAAGGAUUUUCAGUUUAAGACAUUCGUGGAAUUAUCUCAUGCAACGAAAAUAAAUGCAACCGGGGCCAGUUUCAGCUUCCGUGAAUCUAUGGCUCGCACUGAACUGAUUUCAAUUGAUAAGCUUCAUGUUGGUGGCUAUUUGUCGAGCGAUGGAGAUUUUAUACUAAGAAUCGGCGUUCGCCCCGAAAACAUUCUUGAAGAAAACCGGCUAGUAAAAAUGUUAUUACUUGACCAACGGAAAACAAAAGAUCUUUUGCUAGUGGAAAUAGCUGCACUCGAAAAUCAGAACUUCAUUUUGCAAGCGGAUAAUUUAAAAGCCAAGUCGGAGUUGAAUGCGGUGAUGGCAUCGUACGAAUCCGAAGUGUCGAAUUUAAAGAAAGAAAUUGCAGAGCUGAAGCAAGCAGCCGACGAAUGCCCAACCACACCGACCAGUUUGGGCAGUUUUUCGUCGUCGCCAACGGACGAUGCUAAGCAGAAGCUGCUUCUUGAUUUGAAACGAUUGCAAGCCAAACUGGACACGAUGAAGAUUUCGAUGAAAUCGAUGAAUCCUUUUGCAAUCGGAAGUUUUGAAAUAUACCGUUGGUCGAAAGAGGCCAAAUUCUACUCUCCUCAUCUUACGUCGUAUAAUGGAAUCACGAUUUACGUCGUCAUACAGCCUAACUUCAUAAGUGACACCAAUUCGGCAGUUAAUGCCUACAUCUGCUGGGCGAAAGGAUCGAAGAAAAAGUGCGAAGUGUUUAUGGAAGUGGUGAACGAGUACGAGGAGAAAUGCGUCCGGGAGAAUCGAAUGUUUGAUUUUUCCAAGGGAACCAGCUUUUCGUGGAAGUAUGUGAUCACACAUUUCGACUUGUUUCGCGAGGGUGGUUUUCUGGGGGAUGAUAAUCUUAAGAUCAAAUUUGGUUUGCGACCUUCGCUCGACUGAGGAAUUGAUGUUAAUUGGAUGAUACGUUUGUUGAAGGGAUUCGCGUCUGAAGUUGAACUGUGAAAGUUAUCGUUUCUGUUGUUCAUUUUAUUAUUUUGAUAUUUUUUUGUUUUUUUAUAAGAUUUUUUUUACCAAUGAACGAUUGUCAUUUCAAAUGUUUCGACUGAGUC
This is a messenger RNA of Malaya genurostris, 2086 nucleotides long. RefSeq lists its product as uncharacterized. Gene Ontology annotation, molecular function: protein binding; zinc ion binding. Lineage: Eukaryota; Metazoa; Arthropoda; Insecta; Diptera; Culicidae. The record is from RefSeq and is a predicted model, not a curated record. The coding region runs from base 87 to 1916 and encodes 609 amino acids. The transcript has 4 exons.